AUGACGCAGCCCCUCGUCGAGUCUGAAGGCGCUGUACCGGCGUCCUCGACGCCCACAACUGCUUCUUCCCCAUCCGCCGCCACUUCGUCCAGCUCGGGAAUCCGAGUCCAGGCAGGCAGUGGGGGGCUGUCACUCCAGCAACAGCAGCGUCUCGCUGCGCACAGCCACAUCAAAAGUUUGGGGCUGCAUGCGGACGGCACCGCGAUGAAGACUGGCGGCGGAAUGGUUGGCCAGGAAAAGGCCCGCGAAGCUGCUGGUCUCGUCGUUGAUCUCAUCAAAACCAAGAAACUCGCCGGUCAGGCCUUGCUCUUUGCGGGCCCCGUGGGGAGCGGCAAAACGGCUCUUGCUAUGGCGAUUGCGGCCAGCCUAGGCCCCGAGGUUCCCUUCGUCCCUCUCUCGUCGUCGUCUGUUUACAGCAGUGAAGUAAAGAAAACGGAAGUUCUGCUUGAGUCUUGCCGGAAGGCGAUCGCCCUAAGAAUUCGCGAGGUGAAGGAGGUCUACGAGGGGGAAGUAGUCGAAGUAGCAGCCGAAGAAACGGAAAACCCACACGGGGGUUUCGGAACGGUCAAGCGCGUGGGCCGAAGCGAUUCUCACUCCACCGAGUUUGAUCUCGAAGUUGAGGAGUACGUGCCGGUGCCCAAGGGCGAGGUUCACAAAAGGAAAGAAGUCGUGCAGGUUGUCACUCUCCACGACCUGGAUGUCGCCAAUGCGAAGCCUCAGGGAGGAACCGAUAUCCUUUCGGUUAUGGGGCAGUUCCUGAAGCCCCGGAAGACGGAAAUCACGGAGAAACUAAGGAGCGAGAUCAACAAAACAGUCAACAAGUAUAUCGACCAAGGAAUUGCAGAACUCCUCCCAGGCGUGCUCUUCAUGGAUGAGGUUCACAUGCUGGAUAUUGAGUGCUUCACCUUCUUGAACCGAAUCCUGGAGUCGCCUCUCAGCCCCAUCAUCAUCUUUGCCACAAACAGAGGGGUCUGCACAGUUCGAGGAACGGAUUCAAUCGAACCGCACGGCAUGCCUGUCGAUCUCUUGGAUCGCCUCCUCAUUGUCAAAACAGUCCCCUACUCGAUCUCAGAGGUGAUCCAAGUCUUGAAAAUCCGCUCUCAAGCGGAAAAUGUUCGCCUCUCGACAGAAGCCCUUGAACUGCUCGGCGAAGUCGGCAGUCACACGUCUCUGCGCUACGCGCUGCAGCUCUUGGAACCUGCCAGAAUUCUCGCGGAAGUGGAGGGGCACGAAGUCGUGGAAAGAAAACACAUCGAGGACGUAGACGCCCUCUUCCUUGACUGCAAAUCGUCUGCGCAAAGAUGUGCAGAAAUGCGCGACGUCCUUGUCAGCUAG
Neospora caninum is the source of this 1335-nucleotide messenger RNA. RefSeq lists its product as hypothetical. The transcript is spliced from 8 exons. The coding region runs from base 1 to 1335 and encodes 444 amino acids. The record is from RefSeq and is a predicted model, not a curated record. Gene Ontology annotation, molecular function: ATP hydrolysis activity; DNA helicase activity; ATP binding. NCBI's taxonomy places the organism in Eukaryota, Apicomplexa, Conoidasida, Eucoccidiorida, Sarcocystidae. Gene Ontology annotation, biological process: regulation of transcription by RNA polymerase II; chromatin remodeling; box C/D snoRNP assembly. Gene Ontology annotation, cellular component: Ino80 complex; R2TP complex; NuA4 histone acetyltransferase complex.